AUGGGUAAUUCAAUGGAACCAAUAAAGCCCCAAGAUCAAGACAUGAUCGAGAAAGGUUACCAUGAGGCUGAGGAAAUUGAUCGAUUGCUGGACGACUUCCUAGCUCGUCAUACCAGUACGUCAGAAGACCGCGGAAGCAUCGUUUUUGAGAAUCUGUCUGUAAUAGGAGCCGGUGUUGGGCAUCAACUUGUCAAAGAUGUCCCUGAGGCGUGUAUUCAACUCUUAAAGCUUGCUAGUCCAACUAGCUGGUGGUCCAGCAAGCCUGCUCCAUCUCGGGUCUUGCUCCACAGGUUAACCGGCUCGAUUCGCGAGGGAGAGAUGCUGAUGGUUGUGGGGCGACCCGGCAGUGGUUGUACAACUUUCCUCAAAGCCCUAGCCAAUAUGCGGGAAGAGUACCUCUCUAUGGAGGGUAACGUCUGGUAUGGUCCGCUCGAUGCAGCGGCAGCGAAGAAGAACAGACCCGAUCAAAUUGCUUUCACUGGGGAAAACGAUGUUCACUUUCCUACAUUGUCGGUAAACACCACGCUUCGCUUUGCUCUUAAUGCCCGGCGCGGCAUAUCGCAACAAGGUCGCGCAUUAAACCUUGAGCAAGACCUGCAAGCUGUGCUGCAACUCAUGGGUCUCACCCACGCCGCCGAUUUACGUAUUGGAAACGAUCAUAUUCGCGGAGUCAGUGGUGGACAGCGUCGCCGAGUAUCUCUCGCUGAGGCGUUUUGCACCCGUGCAAGGUUGUUCUGCUUUGAUAAUCCUACACGAGGUCUGGAUUCAUCCACAGCAAUCCGCUUCCUUACUGUUCUCCGGAAAUAUACGACGCGCAGUGGAUGUGCGACAGCGAUGUCUUUGUAUCAGGCGAGCGACCUGGCUGUUUCACUAUUCGACAAGAUAUUGGUAUUGAAUGAAGGCCAUGUAGCAUACUUUGGCCCGGCUUCUUCUGCCAAGGAGUACUUCGAAUCUCUUGGAUUUUACUGCUCGCCACGGACUUCCAUAUCAGACUUCCUUGCAUCCAUGUCAGGGACUCCGGAUGGUCGAAUCCCACGUGAAAAUCUUCAUCGGCCGGCUCCUCUUCAACCGGCUGAUUUUGAAGCCCGGUUCUGGGAGAGUGCUUUUCAUCAGCAGUUAAUGGAGCAAGCCAAGGCCCCAAGCCCCACACCAUUGACUAUAAAAGCCUCUGGAUACGCUCUUCCGAUUUAUCGUCAGGUCUACGAGUGCACUAUUCGUCAUUAUCGCAUCUUUAUGACUGACAGAGCUGCUUGGAUUGCCGAGGCUGCAGGAACUAUUGUGCAGGCACUUCUUCUUGGAACUCUGUUUCGAAAUCAACGCAACGUAACUGAAGGGCUGUACACACGUUGCUCAGCCUUAUUCUUCUGUGUGCUCAUAAUGGGUCUACAGUCAUCUGCGGAAUUUGGAAAUACGUUCGUUCAACGCCCAAUUUUGUUGAAACAGAAGGCCCUAAGAUUUUACCGACCCGGAGCGUACGCUCUGGGGCAGAUUCUGGCCGAUGUCCCAUGGAAGCUGAUUUUCAUCCUGUACUCCCUUCCAAUCUACUGGAUGAUUGACUUUCAGCGCACGGCCGGCCACUUUUUCACGUGGCUCGUCUCCCUUUACAUAGGCUUGAUGGCCCUUUCCGUGAUGUUUCGGGCCAUUGCGGUGUUUACAACUUCCAUCACUCGAGCAAUCCUGCCUGUCGGUCUGCUUCUCAAUGUCCUCAUCAUCUACACUGGAUUCUAUAUCACUCCACCUGGCAUGAAGGUUUGGCUGGGAUGGAUUCGGUACCUCGACCCAAUGUACUAUAUCUUUGAGUCCAUCGCUCUAAAUGAGAUCGGGAGCAGCACUUACCAAUGCAGUGCCAAAGAUACCGUACCCGUGGGAUUGUCCUACAAUAACACCAGCUAUCAGACGUGUGCGGUGUCGGGAUCCUUACCCGGUCAUCUAGAGCUUUCCGGCAAGCUCUACCUUAUAGCUGAAUAUAGUUUCCACUCUCUUCACAAAUGGCGGAAUGUCGGUAUCAACGCCGCCUUCUUCAUCUUCUUUUCGGUUUUAGUCACAAUCGGUAUGGAGAGGUUCCGUCACGCAGCGGCACACAUGUCGACUAUCUACUAUCGAAAGCUGCCGUGGACGAGCACCUCAAAUGCCGCUCUAACGGAUAUUGAAAAGCCACCAGUGACCAAGGAAUUCGGAAAUUCUGAGGAAACUUCAAAUAGCGAGUCAGUCGCCAAGCAUCUCGAGCCCAGUAAUCACGUCUUUGCAUGGCAGGACUUGACUCUUGAACUGGGCAAUGGAAGGCGCUUGCUUGAGAAUGUGUCAGGGUGGCUUCAGCCAGGCUCAAUGACUGCGUUGAUGGGUAUGUCUGGUGCGGGAAAGACGACCCUUCUUGACACUCUUGCGCAGAGGAUCCGAAUUGGCGUGUUGUCCGGAGGGCUUUAUCUCGAUGGAGGUCCACUCCCGGCAUCAAUUGGUCGUCGGACUGGCUUCGUCCACCAGAAUGAUAUCCAUCUUGAGUCGUCCACGGUACGAGAAGCUCUCCAGCUGAGUGCGAGACUCCGCCGCCCGGCAGCGAUUUCUUUCGAAUAUAAGAUGGCGCAUGUUGAAAUGGUCAUCAGGCUCCUGGACAUGGAAGAUAUUGCCGAUGCUGUCAUCGGUGUUCCGGGCGCUGGACUAGAUCUGGAGAGGCGUAAGCGUGUCAGUAUUGGAGUUGAGCUGGCGGCCAAGCCGGAUAUCCUUCUGUUCCUUGAUGAGCCCACCUCGGGCUUAGAUGGCAAUUCGGCCCUUUCAAUCGUCCAACUCAUGCGUAAGCUAUCAGAUUCCGGGCAAACGAUCCUGUGCACGAUCCACCAGCCAUCUUUUCAGAUGAUUGAACAGUUUGACUCCUUGCUACUUUUGAUUCCUGGUGGGAAGACGAUGUACUUUGGACCCCUUGGCCCGCGGUGCAAAACAAUUCUCGACUACUUUGCUCGCUAUACACGCCGCUGUAAUGAUACCGAGAAUCCAGCCGACUAUCUGCUAGACGUCAGCGCUAAGCCCCAAGAAGAUUGGUUUAAGAUAUGGCAAGACUCGCCCGAGUUCGGGUCCACACAGGAGCAACUUCAACAUCUGCUUGAGGAGAAAGACGUGGCAAACUCUGCGAGAUCUGAUCGAGUUUAUGCCGCAUCUUAUCUGGAGCAGCUUCAGGUGGUUACUCAACGUGCGUUCAUCAAUUAUUGGCGCGACUCGGAUUAUGUGCUAGGGAAGAUCCAACUUAACAUCUGGAUGGGUCUUAUGAACGGCUUGACAUUUCUACAACUAUCUAACAACUUGACGGACUCUCGCGGCCGCAUGUUCUCCAUCUUCGUGAGUGUCAUCACCGGACCUGUCCUCAGUCUCCAGAUCGAGCCCAGGUUCAUCAUCCUGCGGGACCAAUUCCUAGCCCGAGAGAAUGAGUCACGCUUCUACCAUUGGAGCGUGUUUACGAUUAGUGCCUUGGUAGUGGAGAUUCCAUUCACCCUACUUGGAGGCUUGGUCUACUGGCUACUAUGGAAUUAUAUGGUGGGAUAUUUCACCAUCUCAACGCGCGCAGGUUAUGCAUUCCUUAUGUACGAGCUUUACUCGCUCUUUGUGGCCAGUCUGGCCCAUUUUACUGCUGCCAUAUUCCCUACCGCCCUGGCUGCACAAGUCGCCACCGGCUUCGUAUGGCUAGUGGUCAACACCUUCAAUGGCCCUCUCUCGCCGCCGCCCCUAACCCCGCGCGGUUGGCGCUGGUUCUAUAACAUCUCCCCGCUGUAUUAUUUCAUCGAAGGCAUCGGUACCAAUGCCAUGCACGCGCUAGAAAUUACCUGUCAAAACUCGGAGCUAAGCGUCUUCAAUGCCCCGUCGUCGGAGACCUGCGGCUCCUACGCUGCCGCGUUCUUCAGCCAAUCCAAUUCGACAGGGUACCUGGUGGAUGCCAGCGCGGCGGGGCAAUGCGAGUAUUGCAGCUACGCCAAUGGCGAUCAAUAUGUAAAACAAUACGACUUCCGCUUUUCACAAAGAGGCCGCAAUAUAGGAAUCUUCAUUGGGUUCAUCUUAUUCAAUUACGCGAUGGCCGUCGUGGGGACGUACUUGAUCUUUAUCUUCAAAUGGCGGAAGCGCCACGUUGCUUCCGAAAUUUCUGCCACACCUAUCAGCCCGGGGGUUCGCACAGCUUUGGAAAUUGCUGGUACCAUUGCACAGUUAUCCAUAUCAAACUGUUUCGAGAUGGAUAUCCUGGGUAUUUCUUCAAAAACCCACAAUGAUCACCGCAAGACCUGUCGCUGUGCCGUUGAUGAUCAGCAGCAGAAGCCCACGGUUCUCGACCUAGAUGAGUAA
Messenger RNA from Penicillium pulvis, 4320 nucleotides. RefSeq lists its product as uncharacterized. The transcript has 13 exons. The coding region runs from base 1 to 4320 and encodes 1439 amino acids. The record is from RefSeq and is a predicted model, not a curated record. Gene Ontology annotation, cellular component: membrane. Gene Ontology annotation, molecular function: ATP binding; ATP hydrolysis activity; ABC-type transporter activity. NCBI's taxonomy places the organism in Eukaryota, Fungi, Ascomycota, Eurotiomycetes, Eurotiales, Aspergillaceae. Gene Ontology annotation, biological process: transmembrane transport.